Entrophospora sp. SA101 is the source of this 420-nucleotide messenger RNA. NCBI's taxonomy places the organism in Eukaryota, Fungi, Glomeromycota, Glomeromycetes, Entrophosporales, Entrophosporaceae. The record is from the annotation of a GenBank genome assembly.
AUGCGUAGAAAGGAGCUGUCAGUUGCUCAACGCGAGCAAAUUAUUGGUGCAUAUAUUAGUGGUGUUAGACAAAAAGUUAUUUCUGCUCAGCUCGAUAUUCCUACCAGUACAAUAAAUGAUACUAUCAAACUGUAUAAAGAAACAGGUUACGCAACACCUGAAAAAUAUCCCGGUCGUCCAAAACUGCUCACUCAACGUGAUACACGCACUUUACAACGUAUCGUCCAUGAUAACCGUUUUUCCCCUCUUGGUGAUAUAACAAAUAAAUUUAAUUUUCAUCUUAACACAAAUUUACAUUAUAAUACAGUUAGAAAAUAUCUUCGUGAUGAGGGUCUAGAAAAACAAAACUGGGAAGAAGAAUGGAAAAAUGUGGUAUGGUCGGAUGAGUCAAAGUUUGCUCUUUUUGAAUCAGAUGGCUGA